Siniperca chuatsi (mandarin fish) is the source of this 9140-nucleotide messenger RNA. RefSeq names its product death inducer-obliterator 1 (gene dido1). Lineage: Eukaryota; Metazoa; Chordata; Actinopteri; Centrarchiformes; Sinipercidae. Gene Ontology annotation, biological process: apoptotic signaling pathway; DNA-templated transcription. Gene Ontology annotation, cellular component: nucleus. Bases 699 to 8558 code for a protein of 2619 amino acids. The transcript is spliced from 17 exons. The record is from RefSeq and is a predicted model, not a curated record.
GUUUUCUUGUGGGCUGCGUCCGUGUGUCAGUUUUUGUUCUAUUAAAGGUAUUCGAGGCAAUGUUGCAUGUGAUCAUGUGCUUGACGUUAGCUUAACGGUAACUUGUGUACAGCCAAACUAACGUUACGCUAUUAAAUUUGACGCUGGUUAGUUAGAUAUGACUCUUGCUACACAAUCAAUGUCUCUCAUUGUUCGGUUUUUGGUAGUUAUGUGUUUUUAGUUUUGAGGGUUACCUAAAUUCCUAACAGCUACAGGUUGAGUUUGUCGUUAGCUUGCUCGUGGUGGCUAAUAGUGUUAGCCAGGCUUGCUAGCUACAAGUGCACGUUUUUCAACGCUACGUUCAUCGUUGUAAGACGAAACGAUAAACGUCGAGAACCGAAACAUGCAAAGGCGUGCUUAGCGUUAUACAAGGAAUUGCCAAUUGUGCCCCGCCCAAUAAUUCAACAACAAUUUGUGCCGCUGUGCUAAUGGUUUACGUUAGCUAACGGAAGACCGUUGGUUAGCGCUAAUGGUUUGGCAGAAUGUUGGCUUUGCGGCCAUCAUUGACUGUGUCGGGUGGGCAGGAGAUCCUUUAACCUUGUACCAAGACCAAUGAUUACUGCUGUGAAGCCUUUGUUUUGUUUGAAGGAGCAUUUUGUUACUCAUCACUACUGAACUGCAGACAUUCAGUUUGAAAGUAGUGAUUGACUCCAUCAUCUAUGGAGGAGAAUGCGAGCCCUGAGCUCUCUCUAGCUCCUGAGCCAGGGCAGAGCCAGGACCAUAUGGAUAGCUGCUCUCAAGCCUUCUUUGAUUGUCUCUUCACAGGUUUUGGAGAAGGGGAUAGCGAGCAGAAGGACCAGUUUCAAACCGAAAGCGAGAAUGUGGCCAAAGAGACACUAGAGGAGCCAGAUAAAUAUUCCAAAGCCAACAGUGAAGUAAAGAAGACUUGGGGUUUCAGACGGUCCACUGUUGCAAAAAGAGAGAUGCCAGUAGAGACAGCAACCGAAAGCCCUGAAAACCGCUGUCCUGUACGUCGCAGUGGCAGGCAGUCUAAGCGUACUGACAAACUAGAGGAAUUCCUCUUGACUGCCAAAAGAGGAUCAAGAAAGAGCGCUCCCCCCAGUCUGGAAAGCGGAGAUCCUCCUUCCCAAACCCCAACUGAUGCAGAGACUGCGUCAGAGGCCAGCUUUGAUGGUAACGCUGACCCCAAGGCUGUAGAGGACAAGGUAGAGUCCCCAGAGAGGAGGACGAGAAGUGGUGCAAGGAAGCAGACCCAAAGGACAACUCGAGGUGGCAGACAGACCCGAGGAGGCGAUGGAAUGACAGUCAAAGAUGAGGGAAGCUCUGAGAACGAGGAGGAAAUCAGAGAAGCUGCCAAGAAGGACCACUUACCGGAUGAAGAUGAGGAGAAAAAAGACGAAAAGAGUUAUCCCAGUCCUGAAGAUGUAGGGAGCACGAAUACAGUACAGCCUCAGCCAGAGCAGGACUCUGAGAAGAAAGAGGUUGAGGAGAAGAACAAACAUGGAGAUGACAAAGUGGAUUCAGAGAAGGAGACUGAUAAAGAGACUGACGAGGACAGUAGAGACAAGCCUGCAGCAAUGUCGGUAAAACGUGGACCAAUAAGAACUUACAUCAAUAAAAAGAAGGCAGCCAAUAAGAACAGUACCCCUGUUAAAGCUCCUGCCAACAAGAGCACCACUCCUGUCAAGAGGGAGACCAAGCCUACCCAAGCAUCUGGAAAGACACGCAAGCCCCAGACACAAGAGGAUAAUGAUGGUGAGAAUGAUGAUGAGAAUGAUGAUGAGAAUGACGAUGAGAAUGACUCUUCAACGUCUUCGUCUUCAUCAUCCAUUGACUCUGACGAUGGAGGUUAUGACCCCAAUGCACUUUACUGCAUCUGCCGCCAGAAACACAACAAGAGGUUCAUGAUCUGCUGUGACCGCUGCGAGGAGUGGUUCCAUGGAGACUGUGUGGGCAUCACAGAGGCCCGAGGGCGUCUGAUGGAGAGAAAUGGGGAAGACUACAUCUGCCCUAAUUGCACCGCUAAGAAAAACCAGGUGGUCAGACCCGCCACAUCUAUCCUCUCUACAUGUACAGAGAUUGGGAAGCCCAAAGCUGAUGGUGCUCCUCCAACUUCUGCUCUUGCUGUUUCUGCUGUGACCUCUUCUGCAACUGCUGAGAAAUCUACCACCAGUGGAGUAGAUGCUAGUCCGUCAGCUGUUCAGGCUGUGGCAGCACCUCCGUCCUCCACAUCUGCUGGAACCGAAGAGAAGGGAGCUGAGGACCUGGGCAUCAAAGGCAGGAUAGAGAAAGCUACUAAUCCAACUGGGAAAAAGAAGAUAAAGAUCUUUCAGCCGGCUGUACAGCAGCCAGCCGUACCAAAAGCAGACCAAAAAUCGACACUAACCGUGGAAAAGAAGGCAACACCCACAGCAGAGCAGAAAGCACUACCAGACACAGAGCAGAAAGUGGCAUCAAACGUGGAGGUGAAAACAACAACAACAACAGCAGCAGCAGCAGCGGAGGUGCCAGAGGAGAAGGCUGGGCAGAAUGCUGAGGAGUCUUCACUUCCCAAAUGUAUCGGGCCUGGCUGUGAGAAUAACGCCCAGCCAGACUCUGUGUACUGCGGCAACGACUGUAUCCUGAGACAUGCUGCUGCGGCCAUGAAGUCCAUCACUGAUGUCAAAGAGCCCAAGCAGAAGGACAAAGCCAAGACUCAGAAAAGCAAGUCUACACCAAAGAGGAGCGGCGCGGGUGGAAAGAAGACACUGAAGAAAACCCGGGAGGAGUCGGACAGCGAGGAAGAUCACAGUCCUGAUUCAGAUGAGGACGACGAAGAUGAGCAUGCUGAGGAACACCCGCCCCCGCCAGCCACUGCAUCCUGGUCCAGCGACCAUAAUUACAUUGCAGUAACACCAGAAAAGACUACACCCAUAUCACCAACAGUGUUAAACAAAAAGUCCCCCCCAAAAGAAGAGAAGCAGAGUGAGAAGGAACAGAAAGAGAAGGAACCAGCCCCGGCUCCUGAGAAACCUUCCCCAGCGUCCGCAACACCAGUCAAAGGAAACAAAAAGUCCCCGACCACUAAAGCAGCCAAGGUUUCCCCAAAGGGCAAGAAGCCUUCCCUUCAGACUAUCAGCUCAAAGGCGUCCAAGAAACCUGCGACACCCCCAAGUAGAACUGCAGCUAAGUCCAAGAAACCAGGUCCUUCACCCGUCCAUGCACCGUCUCCCUUUCCUCCAGGUCCGAUCCACGUCACAGGAGCACUGAGAGUCACCAAGUCCAACUUUACCAUUCCUAAAAAGCAGCCACAACAAAAGGAUGCUCCAUCCCAUAGUCAGUCCUCCUCAUCUUCCAGAAUCUCAUCAUCUCCAGUUUCUUCAGCUUCCUCCAGCCACUCCUCGUCCUCCAGACCUCCACAUCCAACUGCUUCAGCGCCCCCUGUGUCCACCAUGCCGCCGCCACCCAACAACCAGAUGAGACAGAACAUCCGCCGCUCGCUGACAGACAUCCUCUAUAAGAGGGUGAGCGACAGUGAUGAUCUGAAAAUGACUGAGAGUGAGGUGGGAAGGCUGGCAGUUGCCAUUGAAAAGGAAAUGUUCAACCUCUGCCUUAGCACUGACAGCAAGUACAAGAACAAAUACAGGUCCCUCAUGUUCAACCUGAAAGAUCCUAAAAACAAAGGCUUGUUCUACAGGGUGGUGGGUGGUGAGGUUAGUCCCUUCAGACUGGUGAGACUAAGUGCCGAAGAGUUGCUUUCCAAAGAGAUAUCUGAGUGGAGGAAGCCCGAUGCUCCUGAGGCCCUGUCUUCCAGUGCAAGGGUCCAUUCGGGGCAGUCCAAACUGGGCAACAGGCAUGACUCUGGCUCACAUAGCAUUGAUAUGGAGGAUGCUCCACCAACAUCUGAUGCAGAUGUAUGUAUCUCUGCCACCACUUCAUCUACUCGCAUGGCUUCUGCUGCAGACCUAGAUGAGUCUAGCUCCACUCCCUCAGCUUCGGCUCAGCCCUCUGCUGUGGAGGGGAACAGUGGCAGCAGCAUGCCCGACAUUUUCAGUAACAUGCUCAAAGACACCACUUCUGAACACAGGACUCAUCUAUUUGACCUCAACUGUAAAAUAUGCACAGGUCAGAAGAUGGAAGAUGAGCCUGCAGCUAAGAGAGCCAAACUGAUCAAGAAGCCUGAAAAUAAGCCGCCCAGACAAGAGCUGCAUUCGUCCAGGUCAGGGGAUGUCUCUCCCGUCGGCCAAACACAGGUCCCCACAGCUUACCAGCACCAAGACCCCUUAGCCUACCAACACCCAAUCCCUCCAUCCUACCAAUCUAACAUGGAGCCAGCUGUCUCAGAAUCACAGCCGCAGCUUUAUCAGGAGGCACCUCCAGCCCCUGCCCCCGCACCAGUCACCCCCACCGUGUCCUCCGUCAGCAUCACCCGCAGAGACCCACGCAUGGCCAGGCACAGCUCCAGUGUGACUGUCACCUACACUGCUCCAGAAAAGCCCAUCAACAACUCAGCAGAACCACUCCCAGCUCCUGUUAGUGCUCCAGUAGAGAGUGGACCCAAGGCACCACUGCCGAUGCCCCCAGCUCCACCACCUUCAAUAGCUGUGUCCAAACCAGCGAAAACAAGUACAUCCGAGCCUCCUCCUGAGGGUGAGACAGCAAUCUUCCUCCAUGGUCAAGAGAAGAUUUGGAAAGGAUUAAUCAACAUGCAGUCAGUGGCUAAAUUUGUGACCAAGGCUUAUCUGGUGUCAGGAUCCUUUGAACAUCUGAAGGAGGAUUUGCCAGACACCAUUCAUGUUGGAGGACGGAUAUCUCCAAACACAGUGUGGGACUAUGUCGGGAAACUGAAAACCUCGCUUUCCAAGGAACUGUGUCUGAUCCGUUUCCACCCAGCCACAGAGGAAGAGGAGGUGGCAUAUGUCUCUCUCUUCUCUUACUUUAGCAGCAGGAAACGAUUUGGUGUGGUGGCUAACAACAACCGGCGCAUCAAAGACCUCUAUCUCAUCCCACUGGGCUCAAAGGACCCAUUACCGUCUAAACUCUUACCAUUUGAUGGGCCAGGUCUUGAACCAGCUCGUCCCAACCUCCUCUUGGGGCUGCUGAUCUGCCAGAAGGACAGAAAGCGAGCUGGUGCUCCGUUGGAAACUGAGGAAAAACGGUCCAAGACUCAAAACAAGGAUGCCGAUGACACUGGCCUUCCAAAGCCAACUCCUUCAGUCAGAGCAGAAAGAAACUCACGACAGAGUCUCGAAAUCCCCUUCAGCACAACUCCUCCAGGGUCACCUCCACCCAGCUCCUCUGAGACCUCAAGCAGCACCGUGACCACCUCCUCAGUCCUUUCCUUCUUGUCCUCUGUCAAAGCUCCAGCAACAUCCACUACCACUGGCAAGGACUCCCCAUCUUCUUCCAGCUCUGUUGCUUCCUCUGCAGCAGCUGCCACUCCUCUUCAGACCAUCCUCAACACUCUUUUUGGGAAGAAAAAGCACGACUCAGAAGCUUCCAACUCUUCAUCUGAUCAGAGUGGAGAACUCUCCGUCCCGCCGGGUACAAUGCUAGACCCGAUUGUGCAGCAGUUUGCACAGAUUUCUAAAGAGAAACAGGUUGAGGAGGACGAAGAUGACCGACCGUAUGAUCCAGAAGAAGAGUAUGACCCCAGUAUGGGCUACAAUGUUCCUAAGAAGCCUGUUGAAGUAGUAAGCAAACCUGAAAUCUCUAAGCAGCCUGAGGUGGUUGCGAAUGAAAGUGAUGAUGUGGCGUACGACCCAGAAGACGACUCAAUUUUUGACGAUGUGAAAACUUUAGUACCAGGUCAAGCUAAGGCUGCAGCUGAAUCUGUCACUGAUCCACAAAAGAUCUUGGAGAGCCUUAAACAGAUUGGGGAUCAGACAUUCCAGAAACAGGGAGAACAGCAAAUUUCAUCCACAGGGACACCUGGUGCCUCACUGACACUUCCAGACACACUCUUGACUGAACCUACCAAAUCCCUUUUGGUCAAUACUCAGCUACUGCAGCUUGGCAAAAAGGUCGAGGAACUAGUGAAGUCUUCAUCUGUUGCUCCCUUGAUCAACCAGAGGAGAGAUCCCAGACAGAGCAGGGAUCCUCGCCAGGCUGCGGCUGGCAGGAAACUGACCGAUGAACCUGAGGAGAAAGAGGAGACAUCUGCUCUGUUGGCAGAUUCUACUCCUUCCUCACAACCUGUAGUUCAAGAGCCUCAGUCGUCUAAUGUAGCUGAACUCCCAGACUCUUUGCAAGGCCCAGAGACAUCACUGCCUCAAGAGGAAGUGAAAAGCGAGACGCUACCCUUCAUGGAGUCAGACAAGGCAGAGGUGUCAAUUCCAUUAUUAGGAGAGGAGAUGGAACCUGAUAUGGAGGUCAACUACAUGGAUGAGAAAGAGGUGAAAACUGAGGAAACUGAGCCAAUCAAGGAGGAAACACAAAUGGAUAAGUACAGUAUUUGGCCAAAUGCUGCCAGUAUUUUAAAAGCUGGUGAGGACUCAGAGUAUGAGGAGAAUAGCCAAGAUACACCAACCACAAGUUACUAUAAUGAGCUUGCAAACACCUCCACAAUAACUUCGACAAUUCCAGUACUCACUCAGAGCACAACCAUGGUUGACACUCAGUCCCAUCACAUGCCACACCACAUGUCAGUGUCAGGCUUCGACAGCGAAUACAGACCUCCAGCUGACAUUCCCCCACCAUCCAACUUCCCCUCGUCCCAUUCAAUGCAAGGACAAAACCUGAUAAUGAGGCCUCCUCCGAUGUCUAUGCCACCACCCAUGCAGGGUCUUCCUCCAAUGUCAGGCCCCCCUCCUAUGCAAGGACUCCCUCCACCCAUCCAUGUUCCUCCCCCUGUAAGUGGUCCUCCUCCCAUGCAGGGUGACAGCAGCCAGCAAUAUGGUUCACUUCCGGCUGCAUACUCUCCGUAUCAGAACCAGUGGCCAGGCACCCAGCCACCGCAGCAGCAGCAGCAGCAGCCUCCUCCUGGACCACUUCCUCAGAAUAUCAUGCCACCCAGAGGACCACCACCACCAUUCCCUCCAGUGGCCCAGAGAGGCCCUGCUCCUCAAAUGUUUGAACCCUCCAUUCCCCCUCAGCACCUUGGACAGCAAGGCCUGCCUCCAGGCCUUCCCCCACCUCCUGCUUUUGAUGGACAGAACAGUUUACCUCCACCAAGAUUCACUGGUCCUCCACCGCCAUUUAAUUUCCCUGCAAACAGAGGCCCUCCUCCACCUUUCACAGGGCUCCCUCCCAGUCACUUUGAUAACAGACUUCCUCCUCCGUCCCACUUCCCAGGGCCCAGGGGUCCCCCACCAUCUCAAUAUGGUGACCAUGGGGCUCAACCCUCAAUGGUAGACCAACCUCGGGGCCCUGCAGAACAGUAUAACAAAGACAAUUCUAACUCUUUCAAGCUAAAUGUGGACCAGAAUCCAAACCCUCUGCAUGUUUUUAAAGACAAUCAGGGUCCCCCGCCAGGUCCAGCAUAUCGGGGACCUCCACCUAACCAGUAUGAGGACAGAAGAGGCCCACCUUCCAGUGGCGAGAUGAGUGGACAGCACUUCAAUCCACAUAACCAGUAUGGGAGCUCCAGACCACAUUCGUCACCACCACAUAGAGGAUCUUUUGAUGAGCCCAGAGGUCCCCCCCCCCAUGAGAAUAGACCCCAUCCUUCUCAGCGUUUUGGAGGAUCAGAGCGGUACCGCUUUGAUAGGCACUCUGAUGAAGCUAGACCUGUUCGCCAUAGCGGGCCACUACUGCCAACUCCUCCAGAGGCUCCCAUAGGUCCUCCAAGUCGCAUGGGAGCCCACAGUCCAGAUCUGCACUGGCGCCGCCACUCUCCUGAAAUGAGGAGGAGGAGCAGCACUAACCGAGAGGACUCAGAACCCCGCAGCGGAGAUCGCUUCAGUCGUUUCGAAGGAGGGCACAGAGAACCUGCCCCUGGUCCCUCACAACCCUCUGAAGAGAGACCAAAGGAACUGUCCGAGGACCGCCGGAGGGAAAGAGAGCGUGAAGUCCCCCACGCUGGCAGGACGUCAUGGGACAGGGGCCAGGGCAAGCAGUGGAGCAGAGAGCGAGAGCGAGAGUGGGAUAGAGGUAGAGAAAGGGACCGCGAUCGGGAGCGUAGCCGAGAAAGAGACCGCAGCAGAGGGAGAGAGGGCGAGAGGCACAGGGAGACGGAGGGAGAGCGACACAGGGAUCAAGACACAGACAAGAGGAGAGACCGGGAGAGAGACAGGGAAAGAGACAGAGCCAGGGAUUCUGACAGGAGGGACUUCGACCGCGACAGAGGGAGAAACCGUGACAGAGAGCGUGAACGUGAACGUGACCGUGACCGUGAACGAGAGCGAGACAAGAGACGGGACAGAUCCCGAAGCAGGGAACGCGACAGGGACAGAGACCGUGGGAAAGACCGGGGCAGGGACAGAGACAGGGAGAGGGAGAGAGAUAGAGACAGGGACAAAGACAGGGAUCGUAGGGACAGGAGCAGAAGCAGAGAAAAGAGAGAAGAGAAAAAAGACAGUAAACAUGAUACACCCAAGGAGAGUGAUAAAACUGCACAAAAUGACAAGAACAUGUCCUAGUCUCUGUUUUAUGGACACUACAUUAUGGUUUUGAGAGACACUUCAAUCUUUCACCAGUUGAAAUCAACACUGUAAAUGUAAAUGAGCAGUAUUUCGUUAAAUUUCCACAGUUGUGUUCCUACUAGAAAAAAAGUUUGACAAUGUUUGUAUUGUUUUUGUCACGGUUUCUAAGUUUGUUUUAUCACAUUUGAAAAAAAGAAACUGAAGGCCAUCUAAGUUGCUUGUGGACAAGAUGUAUUCUGAGUUCUAUUACAUGUACCUUCCUCCUGUCAAAGCAUUUUUUAAGAAAACAAUGAUGUAACUGAUUAACACACCAUUUGCAAUAUGUAAAUAUGAAUGUAUUUGUGUAUAUACUGAUGUUUUUAAUCAUACUUUUCUAACUAGAGAAAAUAAAAGCCAUAUAUCUGAAAUAGAUAAUGUGAAAGUUAGGGCAACACUGUUUACACACAAAUGUGUGUUUAUAUGUCCAACAGCUUUGAACUUAAAGGCUCCAACUAUCUACAGUAUACACCCCAUCAAUGGUUGUUAAUGAAAUGUCCUGAUUUUGUUUCAGCUCAACCAAUUAAACCUGUUUGAUGACAA